This is a messenger RNA of Botrytis deweyae, 246 nucleotides long. RefSeq lists its product as uncharacterized. The coding region runs from base 1 to 246 and encodes 81 amino acids. NCBI's taxonomy places the organism in Eukaryota, Fungi, Ascomycota, Leotiomycetes, Helotiales, Sclerotiniaceae. The transcript has 3 exons. The record is from RefSeq and is a predicted model, not a curated record.
AUGUCAAUUCGACAAAUGGCAGCACCAUUCAGAGCUGGUGCACAGCCAUUUCAUGAUCGGGCGACUUCCUUUUUUGGAUAUCCAUUGCUACCGGUUCUAUUUUCAUACGGCACGUCAGCGUUUUCUUCUCAUCUUGAUCAUGGGCUUGUUCCCUUUAAGUACAACUUGCUUCAAAAGCUUCAAGAGACAUUGAAUCUACUUGGAUCCAAUACGGCCAACGUUCUCUCUUUCCGGCAAUCAUCUUGA